Molecule: messenger RNA, 1870 nt
Organism: Rhododendron vialii
Lineage: Eukaryota; Viridiplantae; Streptophyta; Magnoliopsida; Ericales; Ericaceae
Product: translation initiation factor IF3-1, mitochondrial
Exons: 8
Coding region: 209-1618 (469 amino acids)
Biological process (GO): ribosome disassembly; translational initiation
Molecular function (GO): ribosome binding; translation initiation factor activity
Source: RefSeq, a predicted model, not a curated record
GUCAAGCCAGAUUCUAUGGGUUUUGUAUACAGGGCACUAUUGGAUACUCCGUUUGGCGAUACCCAGAUUGACAUCGACGAUCGGUUAGGGCUUCUCUGUGUGCGUGUGUCCACUGUCCGAGUUCACACAAUUCUUCGGGUAGUGUAGAGCAAUCAAGAGAUACCCUUUAACUGAUAUAUACAUAUGUGCAACUGAAUUAAGAGGCAGAAUGGCAUACUGGGGCCGAAUCAGGCAAGCGACGGUCACAUGCUUGUCAACCCAGUACAGAAGAUGCCAUCUUCUCAAUCAAACUACUGCGAACCCAAUAACUAGGGUUCUCAAGAGCCCCACCGCGUUCGUCAUUCGCGAGACCCAGAUCGAGUUUGGCAACGGCGUCAGGUUCUUCGCCGCCCCAGUUCAGGCCAAGUCGAAGCAGGAAGAGAAAGACACGAGUCGCCAACGGUUGAACGAGAAAAUUACGGCGGAAUUUGUUAGGCUUGUAACAGAGGAAGGGCAUUGUGUUGUGUCAAGGAGGGAAGCUUUAGAACGUGCGAGACGUCUCAAUCUUGAUUUAGUUGAGGUUCAACGAAAUGCUAAACCACCUGUUUGUAAGCUCGCGGACUACCACAAGGAGAAGUACAAACAACAAAUAAAGGAAAAAGACCGUGCUAAAAGCAAGUCUGAAGUGACUUUACGGAAAGGAGAUUGCAAAGAAGUUCGGUUUUCUGUUAAAACUGAACAAAAAGAUCUCCAAAUGAAAGCAGAUACGGUGAAGAGGUUGAUGGACCGUGGUUAUCGAGUCAAGUGUAUGGCCUUGGGUAAGGAAGAUGACUUGGGGGGAAUCUUAUCUCGUCUCAGCGCUCUGAUUGAAGAUGUUUCUGUCGUGGAAAGUGGACCCAGGGUGGAAAAAAAACACGCUUAUGUUAUUGUCAGGCAUGUGAAGUUUGGCCCAUCAAAGAAAGGCUCAGGAAAGAAAGUUUCCAACGUUGUUGCCGAUAGUACUGUGGUCCAAAGCCCUGUCCAGUCUGAAGACAUUUUGGGUCAUGACUCAGAAUUUGAAACGGAUGGUGAAAACCUUUCGGAAGAGGCAGAAACGCAUAUUCCAGACAAGAAAAAUGAUACUUGGUCAGCCCUUGAGGCAGACGAUGAUUAUGACAGUGUGUUUGAUUUGGGGGUUGAGGCAAAGACUGGAAAGAAUUCUGGAGAUGCACCAACGAAUCCUGCACCAAAUAGGUUUUCAGACAUCAGCCCCAGACCUGUUGAUCCUGUAAGAAAAGAAACGGUUUUACCUUCCCCAGUAGAGCCGAGGAAUAAUAACCCACCUCCAAAAUCAGUGGACGGCAAGGGCACCAGUUUUGGUAUUUUUAGUGCUUCAAAAGGUAACGAUUCUCCUGAUAGACAUGGUCUACCAGCAGAAGUUAGUAAUAGGUACAAGAAAGGAAAUUCUUCUGAUUCAAGAAGACACCCUAUGCCUCGAGGGGUUUCAGAAAACGCAUGCACACCCUUGUCAGACACCAAUAGAGGUGGAAGGCCAGGAGUUGAUAGUGGCGAACAAGGGAAAUGGGGGAUAUUCAGCACAGAGAGCUCGAAUGGGGUACCGAGCAGGAAUUCUGAAAGCUAUUCGAAAUUUCGACGAUAGUACCCAUACAGUGAGUUUCGCAAGCCAUGCUUCUCGACUUGUGGUACCAAUAAUGCGGCGGUGACAGUUCCUUAGUUUAGGCUACCCUGGUUUAUUUGUCAGCAUUGGGAUUGUAAUGUUACUGCUCCUACAUGAUGUUGAUGCAUGCCCUGGUUCGUAAGGGAUGAAAGUUUUGUAACAGAACUAAUUUAAUAGUCUUUGUAGACGUAUUAUUCUUGAUAUGCAGGAUAAUCCCUGAUAUUUAUACUUUUA